Molecule: messenger RNA, 1305 nt
Organism: Phanerochaete carnosa HHB-10118-sp
Lineage: Eukaryota; Fungi; Basidiomycota; Agaricomycetes; Polyporales; Phanerochaetaceae
Exons: 3
Coding region: 113-721 (202 amino acids)
Source: RefSeq, a predicted model, not a curated record
CCAGGAACUAGCAGCCAUUGCGUGUCAGCUGGCGACACACCCAGAACUUGUACCCUCAUACCAACUACGACUGUACCCAUUUUCCUUGGAGCGUUCGGCCCUACUGGCGUCGAUGCAGCACGAAGAGCAGCAUGCACUCGAGUGCGUGCAGCAGGCUUACGAAGAAGAGCGCGAACGCGUCGAAGAGGAGUGGAAACGCGGUAGGGAGAGAAUCAAGGAGCGGCUGCUCGAAGGCAUCGAGGAACGGCGCAGACGCGCGAGGGAAGACAAGGAGGGCGAAGGAACGUCUGCAGACGCCACACUCGACUCGCAAUCGCGUCCACAUAUCACGCGCAAGCUGCGAAACAAAUUAGGUGGGACAUCCCCACCGCCGACACCGCUGGCCUCAGGCACGCCUGGUGGCGGCAUAUCAUCUAUCACCUCUGGCCCCAUAACCUCUGGUCCAUUCCUGAACCCACACUCGCUUUCGGUUGACGAGCUGCCUUCACCAUUCCCGCUGCCACUAACGUCGGCUCAUUUAAACGCCGGCGCGGGGACGAAUGGAACGAACAAUAGGCGGCGUGCGAAGGGUGGCGGACGCGAAGCGCAAGCCGUUGGCGGCUUGGGUAAGAGCUUGCAGCUACUGACAGGCUGCAAAGAGUCGGAGACAGAUCAGGACCUUGGAGAGAUCAGACGAACGAAGAAGCGCAGGGUCGCUGCUGGUGGCACUGCAAAGGUUUAGUAUUUAAUGCCUCCUUUAGGAUUUCUCGUUUAGUAUUUUAAUGCUUUGGUGCUGUAUACCAUCACUGUAUUCAUUACAUGGGAACCGGCAACUGUUCGCUUGCGAGCGCAAAUAUUGCUGGUUACGAACUCUUCCGCCAGCAUCUCGAAGCGAUCCGCGAUGGAAAGGCGACCCCUCCUUCGAUUAGCAAUCAUGGUCUGCUGAGCUGCACAUCUUCGUGUGAACCACGGAGGCCGAGAACGCAACAACCCGUCAUCUCGCCGGCGACUCAAUUGCUUGCGUCCGGGGACGAGUACGACGGGAGCGUGCGUACGGGAGCGACUCAGAAGGCGAUAGGGACCAGAUGAAUGCGCGUGUGUUCGGCGUGCGGUACCUGAGCGGUGUUCUCUGUGAUCGCCAGCCCGACCUGCGUUGCAGCCCUUACACCAUCGGGGCGCGUGUUCGAAAUCGAAACAGAGUCGUGCAUCGCACCCGCAGGGCCCUCGCCCGCAUGCGGGGAGAGAGGGCCAAUAUUGUUCGCAGAUCCGGGCGAGAGAUAACGAUGGGAAAGAAGCUCGCCCCUCCGCUCGUCUCGCGGUCGCGGC